AGCCCACCGCCCUACGCGAACACGUGACGGGCGCUGCCUAUAAAACUUCUCAGCCGCGGCGGCCGCGCCGAAACCGUCCGUAAUCCGAAAGCCGAUGAUGGCUUCUUUUUGCCACUUCCCCGCCUCUCCUCCCCAUCAAUCCCUGUCGAAGCUCCUCUCCCCUCUCCGUCGCCCCAGACCCCAUCCUUUUCUCCCAAACGUCUUGUGCAUCUUUAACCCUAACCGUAAUCGCAUCCGAGCCGGCUCCCAGUUCCGGAGGCUCUCCUUGUCCUCCUCCUCAAUCGCCCUUCCUCCCGAAGAAUUGGAUUCCUCUUCUCUCGGCGAUCUCACCAGACCAGAUUUCCCUAUCCUCCAUCAGGAGGUUAAUGGGUUUAAUCUGGUUUACCUGGAUAAUGCUGCGACCUCUCAAAAACCGACUGCUGUUCUGAAGGCUUUGAACAAGUACUAUGAGUCCUAUAAUUCAAAUGUUCACCGUGCCAUCCAUUCUCUGAGUGCAGAGGCCACAGAUGAAUAUGAGCAAGCAAGAACCAAAGUUGCAGCUUUCAUCAAUGCAUCAAAACCCAAAGAGAUUGUGUUUACUCGUAAUGCUACUGAAGCAAUCAAUUUGGUAGCAUAUUCAUGGGGCCUCUCAAACUUAAGGUCUGGAGAUGAGAUAUUACUUACCAUUGCGGAACAUCAUAGUGCUAUAGUUCCUUGGCAACUUGUUGCGCAAAAGACUGGCGCUUCUCUGAAGUUUGUUGGGCUGACAAAGGAAGAAGUUCCAGAUAUUGAGCAGCUUAAGGAGCUUCUUUCAGUAAAAACAAAGAUUGUUGUUAUCCAUCAUGUCUCAAAUGUGCUUGGUUCUGCUUUGCCUAUUGAAGACGUCGUGGCCUGGUCACACAGUGUCGGGGCAAAGGUUCUUGUAGAUGCUUGUCAGAGUAUUCCACACAUGGUUGUUGAUGUGCAGAAACUCGAUCCUGAUUUCCUUGUUGCGUCAUCACACAAGAUGUGUGGGCCUACAGGCGUUGGAUUUUUGUAUGGUAAAAGUGAGCUCUUAUCUGCAAUGCCUCCAUUUUUGGGUGGUGGUGAAAUGAUUGCAGAUGUGUUUCAAGAUUAUUCUACAUUUGCUGAACCUCCUUCCAGAUUUGAGGCUGGAACUCCUGCAAUUGGGGAAGCCAUAGGAUUGGGAGCAGCAAUUGACUACUUGAUGGGUAUUGGCAUGCAAAGGAUCCAUGACUAUGAGAAGGAGCUAGCAAACUAUCUUUAUCUUAGCCUCCUCGCUAUACCUAAUGUGCGCAUCUAUGGUCCUGCUCCUUCAGAAACUGUCCAUCGUGCUUCUCUUUGUUCAUUUAACGUCGAGAAUAUUCAUCCAACAGAUAUUGCUACUAUUCUUGAUAAACAGCACGGAGUGGCUAUUCGAUCUGGACAUCAUUGUGCCCAACCCCUGCACCGUUCCUUGGGUAUUAGUGCGAGUGCGCGUGCUAGCCUUUACUUCUACAACAACAAGAAAGAGAUUGAUGUCUUUAUUCGAGCACUCAAAGAUACCAUUGACUUCUUCAUCUCCUUCCAUGGGACAGAAGGACUAUGAGGGCAAGGCAGAGCUCGGGCAAUAUCUGAGAGUGGGUGUGCCACCUGAAGGAGAAGAUUCAAGCUACUAAAGUAAGGUUGCCUAUUCUAUUAAAAACAAUGGGGGUGCUUAUCUUUGUGGGAACUCUCUUGGGUUUGUUAUGCUUUUGCAAAGGGAAGAGCAUGAAUGAUUUUGAACUUCAGAAAAAUGCCAUCACUCUUUUUGGUGAUAAGUUAACGCAUGCUGCCGGCCCUUAGGUGUCCUUUUGAAGUCAAAACGGGCACCCGCCACGUAAUGGUAAGUUGGUAUGUGAAACCAUAGGCUGUUCUCUGUAAUUAGGCUGUAAAUGGUUGCCCGGAGUGCAUGUUUCUAGCCAAGAUUGGCUCCAUGACAAACCAUUUCUUUGGACUUACGCAAUGUGUAUGGAGAUAAAAGGUGCCUGACAAGGGAUCAGAUUUUGAUUGGAACGGAUUGCAUCAUGACAAGCUCAAUGAAAUGUGAUUACACGAGUUUGUUGCCCACUUGAUUUGGAAGGUAGCCAUGGAUGUGCUCCGAAAUCUGAUUUCUGGCUGUAGACAGUUGCUUAUCGGUAAAGGUUUGUGAGGAGCUCUCCUGGUGAGAAAUAAAUUCUGUCAUUUCUCAUCACUUACCAGAAGGAUUCUUUACAAAGUCGAAUAGUAUAUUUGGCCUUUUGUUGCAUGUGAUCGGACGAAAUUGCUAUUCUCAUUUAACUGAAGAUAUCCACAUGAAUUUGAUCAUUUUAUGUA
Molecule: messenger RNA, 2313 nt
Organism: Elaeis guineensis (African oil palm)
Lineage: Eukaryota; Viridiplantae; Streptophyta; Magnoliopsida; Arecales; Arecaceae
Product: cysteine desulfurase 1, chloroplastic
Molecular function (GO): cysteine desulfurase activity; pyridoxal phosphate binding
Source: RefSeq, a predicted model, not a curated record